AUGGCCCGUGGGCCUCCCAUUAUGGGGCACCCGCUGCGCUACAGCAUCGGGUUCCUGGACUGGGUUCCAAAGAAGAUGCAGCGUGUGGGCUGCAUGGAGCUGCUCAACACGGUCCAGAGGAGAGUCCAACCUAAACUACACGUGUUCGGACACAUCCAUGAAGACCCACACCCUCAGUCCAGACCCACACCCUCAGUCCAGACCCACACCCUCAGUCCAGACCCACACCCUCUGUCCAGACCCACACCCUCAGUCCAGACCCACACCCUCUGUCCAGACCCACACCCUCAGUCCAGACCCACACCCUCUGUCCAGACCCACACCCUCUGUCCAGACCCACACCCUCAGUCCAGACCCACACCCUCUGUCCAGACCCACACCCUCAGUCCAGACCCACACCCUCUGUCCAGACCCACACCCUCUGUCCAGACCCACACCCUCAGUCCAGACCCACACCCUCUGUCCAGACCCACACCCUCUGUCCAGACCCACACCCUCUGUCCAGACCCACACCCUCAGUCCAGACCCACACCCUCAGUCCAGACCCACACCCUCUGUCCAGACCCACACCCUCAGUCCAGACCCACACCCUCUGUCCAGACCCACACCCUCUGUCCAGACCCACACCCUCUGUCCAGACCCACACCCUCAGUCCAGACCCACACCCUCUGUCCAGACCCACACCCUCAGUCCAGACCCACACCCUCUGUCCAGACCCACACCCUCUGUCCAGACCCACACCCUCUGUCCAGACCCACACCCUCAGUCCAGACCCACAUCCUCAGUCCAGACCCACACCCUCAGUCCAGACCCUCAUCCUCAGUCCAGACCCACAUCCGCCCGCGAUGGCCCAUGGAAAGACGGGGGUGGGGGGGUGGAGGGGAAGGACGAGAGGGGGAGAGACGGGCAGGGGGGAAAAAGGGGGGACAAGAGGGGGAGGAGGACGACUACAUGGGGGGGAGACAGAGGUGGAGUGGGGAGAAGGACAACAACGAGAGGGGGAGAAAGGGGGGACGAGACGGAGGGAGGGUGGAAGAGGAGGAUGAAGGAUAG
This is a messenger RNA of Knipowitschia caucasica, 1053 nucleotides long. The record is from the annotation of a GenBank genome assembly. NCBI's taxonomy places the organism in Eukaryota, Metazoa, Chordata, Actinopteri, Gobiiformes, Gobiidae.